Molecule: messenger RNA, 1236 nt
Organism: Penicillium lagena
Lineage: Eukaryota; Fungi; Ascomycota; Eurotiomycetes; Eurotiales; Aspergillaceae
Exons: 2
Coding region: 1-1236 (411 amino acids)
Biological process (GO): transmembrane transport
Cellular component (GO): fungal-type vacuole membrane
Molecular function (GO): transmembrane transporter activity
Source: RefSeq, a predicted model, not a curated record
AUGAAGCCAAAUGUUUGUAGCGAUUUAGUUUUGCGUUCUUCGCAACUCGCGAAUACCGAGGGCGAAUGUCCGAGUGACUCUUUGAAUGAGAUGGGGCAAGAUAGCGACCUGGUUUUUCCAGACGGUGGUUGGCGCGCGUGGAGCGUCGUUCUUGGCUCUUGGUGCGCGAUGGUGCCCUCAUUUGGACUUAUGAAUACAAUUGGUGUGUUCGAGUCUUGGUUGGCGGACCAUCAAUUGAGAGACUAUUCGAAAGCUUCCAUCGGCUGGAUAUUCAGCCUGUACAUGUUUUUUCUUUACUUUGGAAGCGUGCAAGUUGAAUAUUACCAAUUCAUGCUAGGAUUCAGUGUCCUUGGCGGGAUCUCCUCAUCAAUGGUGUUCACCCCUAGCGUGGCUUGCAUAGCCCAUUGGUUUCUCGCGCGUCGCGCCCUGGCUACCGGCAUAGCCGCGACUGCUGGGGGCAUUGGGGGAAUUAUAUUUCCUGUCUUGAUCUCCAACCUCGCGGAUAGCCUAGGCUUCCCUUGGUCUAUACGAAUUAUUGGAUUUAUAAGUGCAGCAUUCUGCUUUCUGAGUGUCGCGCUUUUGAGAACCAGACUACCCUUAGAUUCGGUACAAAAAGGAACAGUCGACAUUAGAGCUUUGAAAGAACUACGUUUCUCAUUGUUGACGGCGGCCAUUGUUUUGAUCGAUUUUGCCCUUCUGAUUCCGUUGACUUAUUUGCCAUCCUAUGCUCAAUCUCGCGGCGUGGAAGAUUCUCUUGCAUACAACCUAUCUUCUAUCUUAAAUGCCGCGUCCAUCGUUGGGCGGAUCGUCCCUGGAUAUUUUGCUGACCGAUUUGGACGAUUUAAUGUGAUGAUCAUCACAACGUUCAUCUGUUCAAUGUUUACUUUCGCCCUAUGGCUUCCAUCCCAGUCGAACCAGGCGGUCAUCUUGGCAUUCGCCGUGCUUUUUGGAUUUUGGAGCGGUACUGCAAUCAGUCUCUCCCCUGUUUGUGUUGCGCAAAUCUCUAAACCACAAGAUUUUGGAAAGCGUUAUGGUACAACCUAUUUCUUGGUCAGCAUAGGCACACUCAUCGCCAUUCCAAUUGCUGGUGAGCUUUUGAAAGUCCAGACAUCGACAAUGGGCCAGGAUGACUAUACUAGUCUGAUAAUUCUUUGUGGGCUAGUCUAUUCUUGUGCAUGCGUCUUUUUUAUCUUAUCCAGGGGCGUGAGCGUUGGUUGGGGGUUGAAAGUUUUCUAG